This is a messenger RNA of Helianthus annuus (common sunflower), 624 nucleotides long. RefSeq lists its product as uncharacterized. NCBI's taxonomy places the organism in Eukaryota, Viridiplantae, Streptophyta, Magnoliopsida, Asterales, Asteraceae. The transcript has a single exon. Bases 1 to 624 code for a protein of 207 amino acids. The record is from RefSeq and is a predicted model, not a curated record.
AUGAAAUCCAAGAAAGGGCAGGACACCAGCCAGUACUGUGAAUAUCAUAAGGAUACUGGCCACACCACACACAAUUGCAUCAGUCUCUGCCAAGAGAUUGAGCGAGCCCUCAAGGAGGGAAAACUGCAACACCUGUUACCGAAAGCACCAAAGCAAAACAAGCGCAUUACUCCAUACGAUGAGGGCACCUCUAGUGGCAAGAAAGCCAUGUAUGUGGCAACCACCCACAUGAUCAGUGGGGGCCACAGACAGCCGCGCAAGGCGGCAAGGAGGGGGGACGACGACUGGCGUGAUGAACAGGUCAUUUUCCCCAAGGUUCGAGGCGGACCGCACGACAGGCGCGCCGUAGUAAUCAUCGGCUACCUAGCACACUACUGCACCGAGCAUCUAUUUAUAGACCCGGGCAACACCUCCGACAUAAUAUAUGAACAAUGCUUCAACCAGUUCGAUCAGGAGGACAAAAAUCAGUUGCAGCUGGUGGAUUACCCGUUGGCUGGGUUUUCAGGGGAAACAGUGUUCCCUCUCGGCCAAAUUACAUUUCCGGUGCGCCUUACCAACGGUAAGCACACACCUCCCGAUAUGACGUGCUUCUCGGCAGAGAAUCACAGGGCGACUUCAACAUGA